AUGGCCGGUACAAAACGAUCUUCAGAAGGCUCCGGUCCCAAUACUAGAGCGUCCAAGGCCGCAAAAACAGACAGAAAGGCCACAGCGGGAGGUACAAAGAAAGGUGGCAAGAAGGGAGCUAAGGCUGCAUUACCCGCCUCUACUUUCAAAAGCAAAGCCCUCCCACUCCAUGUCAACGUCACACACACACCUCCCACUAUUCCCGAUGAUGAAACUGUCCCUGCAGCUACUGCAGAUCCUGGAUUCUUGGGCAGUAUGACUUUGGUUCCAAGUACGUUUAAUACGGGUAGUUACGGGUGGAAAGGUAGCAAGAGGGUCACGAUCGAGUUGCAAAAUGGAGAGGGCGAGGAGAACGAGAAGGUGCAAGUUAUGUUGACGUUCAAUGCCACUGUUGUCGGAAGCAAAGGUGCUGCUGGUGAACACGAGGAAACAAAGGACGAGGGGGAUGCUGAAGAAAAGGGAGACGAGACGGCGAAAGGCGCCGCUGAGGAGAAUACAUCUGACUGA
Messenger RNA from Marasmius oreades (fairy-ring Marasmius), 507 nucleotides. RefSeq lists its product as uncharacterized. NCBI's taxonomy places the organism in Eukaryota, Fungi, Basidiomycota, Agaricomycetes, Agaricales, Marasmiaceae. The transcript is spliced from 4 exons. Bases 1 to 507 code for a protein of 168 amino acids. The record is from RefSeq and is a predicted model, not a curated record.